AUGGUUAGUGUGCUAAAUUAUCCCAUAAGUCAACUGGUCAUUGGAGAGGAAUCGCUUGCAAAAAUUGUUAACUAUCUGGAAAAUAAAGCUCUCAGCGGCAGUAUAAAAAAUACAGACACAAUCUGCACAAUAUUUUUGCAAAAACUUAAAAAUGUGAUUGACAUAUUUGAAGAAGUAGAAUUGGACUUGGUCCAUACAGAGAACAAAAUAGAUGAAAUUCGUAGAACUGUGUAUAUGCUUGGAAAUCAGUUUGACAGAAUAGGUCGAUUCUGCAUGAACGAAAUUCCAUUUGUAGUACAGAAAGAACAUGAUCAGGCUUCUAACAAUCUAACUGCUUUAAAAUGGAAUAUCAAAAAAACUCAAGAAGAAUACAAUAAAGCAUUUAAUAGACUGAAAUCGCUAACCGCAUCAAAAAAGUAUAUUGAAAGUGAGAUUUCACAACUGACUGGAUGCACAAAUCUGGUGAAUGAAAAAUCUUUAAUUACAGAGGCAGAACUUAAGGGAAUUAUCGAUCGAACAACUAAAGCAUUAGAAACACUUGCAAAAGCGAAUGCUAAGUUAAACGAAACACAAAUACAUUAUAAUGCUGUGAAACAAAAAUCUGAAGAGAUUCGAGGGAAUUUAGCUAACGAUGUUCGCAAAGCUGAACAAAAUUUAACUGAUGCUCAAACUAAAUUAAAAGAAGCUAUAGAUAUUGAACCAAUACUUAUACAAGAAACAAUAAAUAUGAAAAAUAAAAUUGAAUCAUUAAAAUUACAAAUUCAAACAUUAACUGAAACAUUAAAACAACAUCAACAAAUUAUGAAUGAAUUAAAACAACAAUUAAUUGAAUUAGAUAAAAAUUCUAUAAAUAAACAAUAUAUAUUAGAUAAUUUAUUAUUAUGGAUUAAAAAAAAUGAAGAAAAUUUAAUUAGUCAAUUUAAUGGUAAAUUAAAUAAUGAUUAUAAUAUAUUAAAUCAAUUAUUCAAUGAAAAAUCAGAACAGUUUUAUAAAAUUAAAAUGAAUGAAACACAAUUAAAAGUUGAUAAUGAUCAUUAUGAAAAACGUAUUAUAGAUUAUCAAAAUGAAAUAAGUAAAUUAAGAAAAUCUAUCGAAUUACUUGAAUCACGUUUACAUACUGCACAAGAUUUAUUACAAGUUUCAAAUACUGAUUAUAAUCGUAUACAAUUAAAACAUUCAUCAGUUAAAGAUGAUUUAGAAUUAACUAAAUCUCGAACAAGAACAGAACAAGAUGAGAAACAAAAUAUGUUAAAAUAUUUACAACACAAAAUAAAAGAGUUUGAAAAUGAAUGGAAUCAAGAAUAUUCUACAAUGUGUAAUAAAGUUCAAACACUAGAUGAUUCUCUACUGAAAUCUAAAACAAAAUUCAGUGAAUUAAAAACAAGAUUAGAAGGAAUGACGAAUGAGAAGAAUUUUCUACAGGAGAAACAAAAUAAACUUAGACUAUCAUUAUUAGCACUAAUGAAAGUGAAACUACGAGGAACUACAAAAUUAAGUCAGUUGAGAUGUACGAUUGCUGAUCUUACUAAAACAAACAAAACAUUGGUCUCAGAAAUAAACAUUUUGAAAAGGCAAACUGAAGAAAUGAAUCAACUUCAAACCAAACGUGAAUUACAACUGUCUAACUUAAUGAAAACUCGUGAUUCAGUAUUGAAAAAACUAAAGGAGGAUUUAAGUGAGAAACUCUCUCUUAAUAUAAAAUUAUCUGAUCAAUAUAUUAAAAUGCAAGAAGAACAAAGCAAAUUGUUAUCAUUAUUUUACUUAGCUGUAACAAAUUCCGUAUUAGAUCAAAAUCAAUUAUUCAAUGCAGAACAACUUUUAGCAUUGUGGGCAAGAAUUUUACGUCAACGUAAUUAUUGGGAAUUGAAACAGCAAGCAAAACAAGAAAUAGAAGUGAAUGGAUUAUUAAAUCAAAAUGAUCAAAUUAAUCAACAAAUUAAUAAAAUUAAUGAAAUCAAUAUGAAUAUGAAACCAAUACUCUCUAUAGAGUAUAAAACAUGA
Molecule: messenger RNA, 2001 nt
Organism: Schistosoma guineensis
Lineage: Eukaryota; Metazoa; Platyhelminthes; Trematoda; Strigeidida; Schistosomatidae
Source: the annotation of a GenBank genome assembly